AUGCUGAGACUUGGCAAGCUCGACUACGAGAGGGGUUUCUACCGAAAGCGCACCCCCUCCGCCGGUCGAGCUGCAAGAGCUGUAAGACACAAACCACUGAAGACUGUGCGAGAGGUGGUGGCGGGCAUCGAGGAUCAACUGGAGAACGAUUACUUCGCGGUAGGUGGGCUUCGAAUCGUGGAAAUGGGCGACACCACCGGCUGUUUCGUUGGCGAUCUUUAUCGUGAUGAGUUUCUGCACCUGGUGGGCAAUGACUUCGGGGGCUACAACGCGGCUACGUAUGCUGCGGGUACGGCUACAGUGCGCAACCCAAGCAGCAGCAACGUGGCGGAAACAAAAUUCAACCGCUUUAGCGCCAUCGUGAUCCCACAAGAAUCCGUCCCACGGGCAAAGCCGUACAUGCUACAACGGGGAUCCUCUGAUCGAUCUGUGUUUGGGCACGAGAAGCCUCCAGAAAAUCUUUGCCCGUGCCCAACCACAUCGGACAAACGUCCGAUGAAACAUCAGGGCUCUCCCGUGCCGAUCGAGGUGGAUGACGAGACCAAGACAAGCAGCAGCGUGCGAUCGCGACGUUCUGCUGAAGGUGCCCGGCCCGUCAAAACCGCGUCAACCAGGGAUGUACCGGAGCGGAAGGCGACGCCGCUUGGGAAAGUGGUGACGAAGCCCGCGGUACUUCCUUCCGCCAGCGGCAUGUCGGCAACGACCAGGUCGGAGGAGAAGCCCAUGCCGAAGGAGAAACCACUCGAGCUCUACAGCAGCAAAGCGGAAGAUGCUGCGGGGUCGGAGACGCUAGACACUUGCACUGCAACAUUCGCAAGCGGCCCUAAGCAAGGGAAGCCCUGUGGGGCCGAAGCGAAAUCUCCCUGCGGUAUGUUCUGUAAUAAGCACAGCCGGCAGGGUAGUCGGAGCCGUACGUGCGGUAGCGGUGGAAAAGGGGGUGAUGACGAAGCGGAGUACGAACAGGAGCCUGAGGGGGACGACGACAUGAGGGACGGCGGUAGUGAGGGGUGGAUUCCGGGGGACGCAGCAGACUACGACCAGGAUGUGUUCGUGAGUGGCAAGAGCCCUCAGCAGGUCAAGGCGAUGGUGGACAAGAUAGAGGAGGCCUGGGGAAAGGAGGCCCUGAAUUUCAUCUUUGGGUUGGUGCAAAACACCAACCAAUUCGUGCAAGACCGCGAGGAGCAGAAGGGAGACGAGGCCCUGGAUACCGCCGACGAGCACUCUUGGACAACCCGCGGCAUGCAGACAGAUGUAAAUUGGUCGGCGAGAUACGAUGGCGGCCUCAGCGGCGGUCAUGACGCCCGUAGUGGAGCACGCGGCGGGAACUGCGACAGCACCGGGAGCGGCGCCGCGGGGAAUGGGGGUGAGAGAGAGGGCACGGCAGAUGACGACAGGAGUCGUGCCGGAGCGGGGGGCGGUGCCGCGGGCUCGUUUGAGGGCGAUGGUGAAGGGAGCGGCCGCGAUGGGAACGGCAACGGCGGUAAUGUUGGGAGCGGAAACGAUGGGAACGGCGACGGUGGUGAUGGAUUUGAUUUUGACGGCGAAGGCUCCUACCGAGGAGACGGGCACCAGUACUACGACUGCCACCGUAAAAGUGAGGGAGAGGGAGAAGAUGUAAGCUUCAAACCGUCGAAAAAGACAUUAGACGCGUUGCCUGCGUUCGACCCAGAUAAGUUGGGCAGAUUUUCGGUGGACGAGCUAGGCGAACUUGCGUUCACCUUCUUCAGCAUCAUGUUUCCGGCCGCGGUGAUCCUUCUACUUGUACGGAAGACAAACGAGUACUUCAACUUCUGUCGAAGCACCAAGAACCCUUAUGGACAGGAGCAGCGUCGCCGCGACAAGAAAGCAUGGAAAGGUAAAUCCAGCUUAGAUUUGUUCCUUAAGGUUUCUGCUUAGAUUUGUUCCCAACGACAACAACACAGAUGUCGAAGACAGGGGCUUGUCUUUCUGUCUUAAAUAAUCACGAACCCCCCGUCUUCAAGACGGACCCGAAAGGUUAUUUGUCACGAUCACGAAAGCCCGACACGGUGUAACACAGGUAGCAAGUGAGGGGGAGAAGUGUAUGUUGUACAAGCUGCCGUUGAUACUGUUUCGCUUUUCCUG
This is a messenger RNA of Ectocarpus sp. CCAP 1310/34, 2103 nucleotides long. The record is from the annotation of a GenBank genome assembly. NCBI's taxonomy places the organism in Eukaryota, Phaeophyceae, Ectocarpales, Ectocarpaceae.